Paraglomus brasilianum is the source of this 2610-nucleotide messenger RNA. NCBI's taxonomy places the organism in Eukaryota, Fungi, Glomeromycota, Glomeromycetes, Paraglomerales, Paraglomeraceae. The record is from the annotation of a GenBank genome assembly.
AUGCCAGAACCUAAUAAUCCUCGCUACUCGGUCGCAACAACUCAGUCACACGCUGAGAUUGUUGGGUCGCAGUCGCCCUUGAAAUUUCCGUCACCUCGAUUGUCUGCUCCGCCUUCCAUAGCGAAUUUUGACUUUGAAGAAGCCAACAAUGCAGACCGACUGGUUCUUAGUAAAUUUAUUCUGUAUGAAACAAAAGCAUACUAUUACAUGGUGGGAUGCAAUCAAACCGACACGCGUUUUCGAAUAUUAAAGAUUGAUCGCACCUCCGUUUCCGAACUUAACGUUAUAGAAGAUGAUGCAAUAUACUCCAAACAAGAGAUCAAUGACAUUUUAACAGGUCUCGGAGAAGGAAAUAGAGUCACCGGAGGUCUGAAUAAGGUAUUGGAGGCGUAUGGAAUAGUAGGAUUUGUCAGAUUCACGGAAGGUUUUUACAUGUCCUUAAUUAUGAAAAGAAGUCCGGCAGCCUUGAUUGGUGGUCAUUACAUAUAUAAUAUUGACGAAACAAAGCUGCUGGGCAUAAAUUCACAGAGUAAACCCGAGAAGAAUAGCGAAGAGCAAAGAUACAUUUCUACAUUUCAGAAUGUAGAUCUCGCCAAGAACUUUUACUUUAGCUAUACGUACGACAUUACUCAUACACUCCAGCAUAACAUGACACGUCCUCCGGAUCGUCGUAACUUUUCAUACAACGAGAUGUUUGUAUGGAAUCAUUACCUGCUCGAGACUGGAUUCAGAAGCUUAAAAAAUCACUCCGAUUGGAUAUUACCUGUAAUCUACGGCUUUGUAACACAGUCGAAGAUCUCGGUUUAUGGGCGUAACAUUUUUUUAACACUCAUCGCGAGGCGGUCUCGUUACUAUGCUGGUGCGCGAUUUCGUAAGAGGGGAACAAAUGAUCAGGGUUACGUUGCAAACGAUGUUGAAAGCGAGCAAAUCGUAGCAGAGAUGUCGACGACUUCAUUCCAUUUCUCUGGAAACAAGCUGUUUGAUAAUCCAAAUUAUUCUUCGUAUGUCCAACAUCGUGGAUCAAUACCGCUUUUUUGGUCGCAAGAUAUUACGAAUAUGGUUCCAAAGCCGCCAAUAUCAAUCAAUUUCCGAGAUCCAUUCUUCUCGGCUGCUGCAUUACAUUUUGACAACAUGUUCAAAAGAUACGGUGCACCGAUAAUAGUGUUGAAUCUAAUCAAGAUGAAAGAAAAGACUCCGCGCGAAUCAAUCUUGGGUGAUGAAUUUGCUGCAACUAUCGAAUAUCUGAACCAAUUUCUGCCUCCAAACUGUCUUAAAUAUGUUGCGUGGGACAUGUCUAAAGCAAAGAAGAGCGAUGAGGACGUAGUCCGUGCCUUGGAAAAGUUUAACGAAGAAUUCAUUGCUGACACUGGAUUCUUUCACAGUGGUCCAGAGCCAUCUAUAAAUGUGUUGAGAAGAGAAGAAAAAGAGGGCAAGCCGCAAACCCGUCGUCGUCAUUUCCGGCAGAACGGUGUAAUUCGCACAAAUUGUAUUGACUGUCUUGAUCGCACAAACGCAGCCCAGCUUAUUAUUGGCAAAUGUGCCUUGGCGCAUCAGCUUUACGCUCUCGGUAUAAUUGACACACCGUCUAUUCCAUAUGACUCUGAUGUGGUCAAUAUGUUGACAGAGAUGUAUCAUGUACAGGGAGACACUAUAGCUUUACAGUAUGGUGGAUCAAACUUGGUGAGUACUAUGGAUGCAUACAGGAAAAUCAAUGCUUGGUCAAACCAAUCGAGGGACGUUAUUGAAAGUAUAAAACGAUACUACAAUAACGCUUUUACCGGCAAGCCGUCUCUAUGGGAACUUGAAAGUGACUUUACAUUGCACUUUGAAGAUCCUAGGUUUAGGAGACCAAGAAGGAGUUAUAUUAAUUGGUGGACAAAAGACGCUCUCGUACUCAAUGAAGGCAAAGAAGAUGGACUGUCGCAACAUCAAACAAUUCCGCGUAGAGCCCCUCAAUACGAAGAUGAAAAUGAUCCGUAUUGUGGAUAUUGGAUUGAACACUAUAAACCGAGCGAACUCACGUCGUUUUCUAAACUUUUUGCGUACAAUAUUAAUAGCACAGCUCCAGCCAAGGUACCCAACGAAAAUUAUGACUACAGUCCAUUCACAGUAAGGCAAGCACAGCAAAAUAGAUUGUACAUCCUAUACGAUUCGAUGGUAACCAAAAGCCUUAAUCCGAACGUAUCAACGACCGAGGAAAAAGAAUAUAAACGAUACAUUAAGCAAUUUCGGAAUGUUGCAUUAGCAUCAACGCCAACUGGAGAUGAUGAUCCCUCUCUUAUCAACCAUUCCGAUUAUCACAAUUAUUUCAGCUAUGCACACAUUGCUGAUGGUGUCGAUCCAACUAGAGAUUUGCAUGUUCACUCCUACGAUUACCAAGUUUACCAUACACACAAAGAACUGCCAACAAAGGUGGCGGUGAUGCAAACAGUUGGUGCUAAUCAGUAUCACAGCAAUAGCACGACGAAGAAUAGGUAUAAAGACUAUGAGAGUUGGCUAAAGACGGGCAGACUCGUCAGCGCUAAUGGAAAGGGAAGAAAUCGAGGCGAUAACGCGAGUAAGAAAGGCAGUCAUCGGGAUAAAAACAAGAAUCAUGACAAGGAUAUUUAA